AUGCGCUUAUUCACCGAUCGCGUGUUUCAGUUCGAUGGCGUUCGGAUUUUGACUCCAACCUCACAUGAAUUGUUACAACGCGUACCACCAGCCCUGGAAGCGCUGGGACGUAUCGGUGCUUCCUGCCCAGCCACUUGGCUUCUUUCAGCCAGUACCAAUUUGAAACAGGGAUCUGGGCGAACCAACGACUACCUGCUACCAAUUAAGAACGCGCAACAGAUGAGUGAAGCAAUCUCACAUUGCAUUGAAGCUGCUUGUCACGCAUCGUUUGAUACGGAUUGCCAAAAGAGUUUGCUCGAAGCGGCCAACAUGGGCAGAAUUUUCAUGUCGGCAAUGUUCUCGGAUAGUGAUAAGACUCUAGUGGAUAAAAAAGUUAAAGAACUGGCGGAACGUACUGCUUCUGUUUGUCGCACACUUCGUCUGUUGAAUAAUUUGGCUGCUCCUUGGAUCGGGAUGGCUUUGACUUGGCGUGAAUUACAAGUGUUGGGUACAAAGCGGCUUUUGGAUAGACUACUGGCUCGCAAACACUAUCCGAUGGCGAUUGAAUUUAUCCGUUUGGGGAUAGAAGAGCAAUCUUCAGCUGAGACAACAGCCGAGCGACGUGAUAAGCGAUUGACAGAAUUACUCACACACUGGGCCUGUCAUAGUACUUCUGGAGCGUCCGAAGAUUCUGCGUUUAUCAGUGAACGAUUGUCCGCGAUUUUGCAAACUAUUCGCUGUGCUCUGGACACUAAUUCAGACGAUCGAUCCCGACCCAAAUCUCUGUAUGGGAACGCGCUAGGUUUUGUGGCGCAUAUAAAUUUUGCCGUGGUCGCGAGUGAGGCACUGAUUGCCGGACGUGAGAAAGUAGCCGAGCAGCUAUUGGAAUAUGAGCCGCGUGCUUGGCAGCAAGUUCCAUUGCUUAUCAAAUUGGGUCGCUUCGAUCGUGCGCUGGUGCGCGCUGUUGAAACGGGUAAUCCGGAGUUAAUUGCAGUAGUGGUUGCUGCGUUACAAGACCAAGCCAAAUUACCCCCAGCUGAUCUAGCAAUGGUUCUUCGUCGACAUCCUAUUGCUAUGGCUAUCUAUCAAGAAACAUGGGGUCAUUCGACCAGCUCGGUCGGAUCGUCCGACAAUGAGGCCGGUGGUCCGCUCAAUCUGACUCAGACAGCUCUGCUUAGUUUUGAUCACGAGGAUGAUCGAGCCUCUGAAGCGAAAAAGGCCGUGCUGGCUGCGUAUAGGGAAACGGUAAGCCAUAGUUCAUGUUCACCGGAGCUUCUUGUUGUGUUGUUUACGGUCAUUCAUAGAUAA
Echinostoma caproni is the source of this 1287-nucleotide messenger RNA. The record is from the annotation of a GenBank genome assembly. Lineage: Eukaryota; Metazoa; Platyhelminthes; Trematoda; Plagiorchiida; Echinostomatidae.